Molecule: messenger RNA, 4474 nt
Organism: Nyctereutes procyonoides (raccoon dog)
Lineage: Eukaryota; Metazoa; Chordata; Mammalia; Carnivora; Canidae
Gene: HECTD3
Product: HECT domain E3 ubiquitin protein ligase 3
Exons: 21
Coding region: 906-3503 (865 amino acids)
Molecular function (GO): ubiquitin-protein transferase activity
Source: RefSeq, a predicted model, not a curated record
AUUUAUUGCAUUUCUUUAUUGCUUAAAGAGAAAGCCUUUCUUUUUGGAGUGAUGAAAAAGUCUUGGAAAUAGGUAAUUGUACUCUUAAAAUGGUUAACAUGGCAAAAAUCUUGUUACAUUUAUUUUAUCACAAUUUUAAAAAACUAAUAUAUCAAAAACCAUUGAAUUGUACACUUCAAAUGAGUGACUUAUAUGGAGUAUGAAUUAUAUCCCAAUAAAACAUUUUUAAAACUGUUUGCAGGGGAGACAAAGUUUCCUUUUCCCCCAUGAUUAUACUUCAUCAACAGCUCCUGUCCAUGUUUUUGCCUCCAUCCUAUCUAGCCACCUUGAACCUAUCUUCCCACAUCAGACCUUUCCUGUCAUCUGGUUCAGAAUUACUGAGAGAAAUUGGAACAUGAUCACCAGUGCCCUAGAAUUAGGAGCAGCCACCGGGAUGAAGCCCGAACCACUCAAGACUCCCCGAGGAGGGGAUUAUUCUCCCAAACAUUUUAGCAGCACUAUCCCUAGGAUGAGGAGGAGCCUGAGAGGAUGUCUAGCACUCGCGGUGGGAAGGCAAAAAAACAAGAGGGCAGAGAGCCAGAAAAAUGGCUGUUGCAAUGAUCCAGGCUAGAUAGGAUGGUGGUUCGAUGAGGGCAAAAAAUGGCAGCAGCAAUGAGGAUAGACAGGGAGAGACCGAUCAGCCAGAGACUACUGGACUUGUGUUUGGUUGGCUGAGUACGAGGCACAUCGGUUUGUGACACAUUAACGUAUCCGAGUACACAGGGUAAUACGGCGAGCACGCGGGGUGCCUUUAGUCCAGGACUUACGGCGCGGGCGGGGCAGGCGGUGGGAAGCUCGGUCGGCCUCGGCGGCGGCGGCUCCCGGAGCCGGACGGCCGCCGCGGGGCUCUGCUCUGCGGCUUCGCCAUGGCUGGUCCCGGCCCGGGCGCGGCUCUCGAGUGCCCGCGGCAGCUGCUGGGCCGCGUGCGCUUCCUGGCAGAGGCGGCGCAGAGCCUCCGCGCCGGACGGCCGCUGCCGGCGGCGCUCGCCUUCGUGCCACGCGAGGUGCUCUACAAGCUCUACAAGGACCCGGCGGGGCCGUCGCGCGUGCUGCUGCCGGUGUGGGAGGCGGAGGGCCCGGGGCUGCGUGUGGGAGCCUCGGGCCCGGCCCCCGGAACCGGCUCCGGGCCGCUCCGCGCCGCCCGCGACAGCAUUGAGCUCCGGCGCGGCGCCUGCGUGCGUACUACCGGCGAGGAGCUGUGCAACGGCCACGGGCUGUGGGUGAAGCUGACCAAGGAGCAGCUGGCGGAACACCUGGGCGACUGCGGGCUGAACGAGGGCUGGCUGCUGGUGUGCCGCCCGGCGGAGGGCGGGGCCCGCCUCGUACCCAUCGACACCCCAGACCACCUCCAGCGGCAGCAGCAGCUCUUCGGCGUGGACUACCGACCGGUGCUCAGAUGGGAACAGGUGGUGGACCUGACAUACUCUCACCGCCUUGGAUCAAGGCCCCGGCCAGCCGAGGCGUACACGGAAGCUGUACAAAGAUUACUCUAUGUGCCCCCGACGUGGACCUACGAGUGCGACGAGGACCUGAUCCACUUCUUGUACGACCACCUGGGCAAGGAGGAUGAGAACCUGGGUAGCGUGAAGCAGUAUGUGGAGAGCAUAGACGUUUCCUCCUACACGGAGGAGUUCAACGUGUCGUGCCUGACAGACAGCAACGCAGACACCUACUGGGAAAGUGAUGGGUCCCAGUGCCAGCACUGGGUACGGCUUACCAUGAAAAAGGGCACCAUUGUCAAGAAGCUGCUACUCACAGUGGAUACCACAGAUGACAACUUUAUGCCUAAGCGGGUGGUGAUCUAUGGGGGCGAAGGGGACAACCUGAAGAAGCUGAGUGACGUGAGCAUUGAUGAGACCCUGAUCGGAGAUGUUUGUGUCCUGGAGGACAUGACCAUUCACCUCCCAGUCAUCGAGAUCCGCAUUGUCGAGUGCCGAGAUGAUGGGAUUGACGUGCGUCUUCGAGGGAUCAAGAUCAAGUCAUCCAGACAGCGGGAACUAGGGUUAAAUGCAGAUCUGUUCCAGCCGACCAGUCUGGUGCGAUAUCCCCGUCUGGAAGGCACUGACCCUGAAGUGCUGUACCGCAGAGCUGUUCUCCUGCAGAGAUUCAUAAAGAUCCUAGACAGUGUCCUGCACCACCUGGUACCUGCCUGGGACCACACACUGGGCACCUUCAGUGCGAUUAAGCAAGUGAAGCAGUUCCUGCUGCUGUCACGCCAAAGGCCAGGCCUGGUGGCCCAGUGCCUACGUGACUCAGAAAGCAGCAAGCCCAGUUUCAUGCCACGCCUGUACAUCAACCGGCGCCUCGCUAUGGAGCAUCGUGCGUGCCCCUUAAGGGACCCUGCCUGCAAGAAUGCAGUCUUCACCCAGGUUUAUGAAGGCCUCAAGCCCUCUGACAAGUAUGAAAAGCCCUUGGACUAUAGGUGGCCAAUGCGCUAUGACCAGUGGUGGGAGUGUAAAUUCAUUGCAGAAGGCAUCAUUGACCAAGGGGGUGGUUUUCGGGAUAGCCUGGCAGACAUGUCAGAAGAGCUGUGCCCUAGCUCAGCGGACACCCCUGUGCCUCUGCCCUUCUUUGUGCGCACAGCUAACCAGGGCAAUGGCACUGGUGAGGCCCGGGACAUGUAUGUGCCCAACCCCUCCUGCCGAGACUUUGCCAAAUAUGAGUGGAUUGGACAGCUGAUGGGAGCUGCCCUUCGGGGUAAGGAAUUCCUGGUGCUGGCUCUGCCUGGUUUCGUGUGGAAGCAGCUCUCUGGUGAGGAGGUGAGCUGGAGCAAAGACUUCCCGGCCGUGGACUCUGUGCUGGUGAAGCUCUUGGAAGUGAUGGAAGGAAUGGACAAGGAGACAUUUGAGUUCAAAUUUGGGAAGGAGCUGACAUUCACCACCGUACUAAGUGACCAGCAAGUAGUAGAGUUGAUCCCUGGGGGUGCAGGCAUCGUGGUGGGAUAUGAGGACCGUUCUCGUUUCAUCCAACUGGUGCAGAAGACACGGCUAGAAGAGAGCAAGGAGCAGGUGGCAGCCAUGCAGGCAGGUCUGCUAAAGGUGGUGCCACAGGCUGUGCUGGACUUGCUGACCUGGCAGGAAUUGGAGAAGAAAGUGUGUGGAGACCCAGAGGUCACUGUGGAUGCUCUGCGCAAGCUCACCCGGUUUGAGGACUUCGAGCCAUCUGACACUCGGGUGCAGUACUUCUGGGAAGCACUGAAUAACUUCACCAACGUGUGGCCACAGAUUUCCUUCUCCAUCCAGAGGAUCGGAGCCGCUUCCUGCGCUUCGUCACUGGCCGCAGCCGUCUGCCUGCACGGAUCUACAUCUAUCCCGACAAACUGGGCUACGAAACCACAGAUGCGCUGCCUGAGUCUUCCACUUGUUCCAGCACACUCUUCCUACCACACUAUGCCAGUGCCAAGCUGUGCGAGGAGAAGCUCCGCUAUGCGGCAUACAACUGUGUGGCCAUCGACACCGACAUGAGCCCUUGGGAAGAGUGAUGCGGCGCCAGGGGGCAGCCUCGGCCUGCGGGACUGUGCCUGCACGGGUCCCACUAGGUGGCGCUCAGGGUGAAGACUCAUUACCUGGACCAGCUGGGGUGUGUGCUCCUGACCUGAGCGGACCCACUCAGGAAGACGGCACGCCCCUGCGUCUGGUUGGAGUGGGGGCCGUUGGUUGACCCUGAUGACCCAGCCCCACAGACCCACAAGAGCCCUGUGCGUGCUCGGGCUUGCUUUCUAAGUUAUUUAGCCUCUGUGAGAGGGAAUCUUCCAUAAGCCCAGCACAAGCUGCCAGGACUGAGCUACUUGAAGGGGGCCUUCUAGCUCCCCAUCCCAUGGAUUUUACUUAAGGGUUUUUUUUGGCUCCUCCUCCUUUCUCCUUGUUUUUCUUGGCUUCAGCCUGGACUCAAAGCUAAAACCUCUGUAGGGUGGUGGAGGCUCCUCCCCAAACAAGGCAUCAGGGAUAGAGCAUAAUGGCCAUCCUCUUUGGUCACCUGCCCCAAGAAAGAAGCAGCGCUGAGCACCUUCUCCCUCACAUACUUAUUUUCUCCUCCCCUCCCCCCAUACCCAAAGUGUGAGCUCUGUUCUUCUUCCAACUCAGUCUUAACUGAUAAAGUGCCACCAUCUUCCCUGGCUCAGAACCUACAGAACCUACAUCUACUCAACAUUAAAUCUUUAAUAACACCACCAUCACACCAUAUUCAACCCUUAGCAUCACCUCCAGGCUGAUUCCCCAUCUGCCAUGUCAUCCCCAAGAUGGUGCAAGGUUAAGGCCAGUUAACAUCCUUUCUGAAAUCUUCAGUGGUUCUCUUUCAGCAAACUGAAAGCCUAGACUUUAAACCUGCUUCUAACUCUUAGGCAGGUCCUUGCCCCAGUCCUCCCUCCCGUAAGGGCCUCUGUGACACUCCAUCAAAGUUCUUGCACAUGGGAAAGUGUAAUAAAUGGAUGCAUUCA